AUGGAUAGACUACGUCAGAUCGCUUCCCAGGCCACUGCUGCUGCUGCUGCUCCACCUAAGCCGGCCCACCCGCUGGACCCCCUGUCCACUGCCGAGAUCAAGGCGGUGACCAACACGGUCAAGAACUACUUUGCUGGUAAGCCAAUCAGUUUCAACACUGUCACUUUGAGAGAGCCUCCAAGAAAGGCCUUUUUGCAGUGGAAGGAACAAGGCGGUCCUUUGCCUCCAAGACUUGCCUACUACGUCAUUUUGGAGUCCGGCAAGCCUGGUGUCAAGGAGGGACUUGUUGACAUUGCCUCUUUAUCUGUUUUGGAGACAAGAGCUCUUGAACAAGUUCAGCCUAUUUUGACCGUUGAGGAUUUGUGUUCCACCGAAGACGUUAUCAGAAACGACCCUGCUGUGAUUGAGCAGUGUGUUUUGUCUGGUGUUCCAGCCAGCGAGAUGCACAAGGUUUACUGUGACCCAUGGACCAUCGGAUACGAUGAGAGAUGGGGUGUUGGUAAGAGAUUGCAACAGGCCCUUGUUUACUACAGAUCCGACGAGGACGACUCUCAGUACUCGCAUCCUUUGGAUUUCUGUCCGAUCGUUGACACCGAGGAAAAGAAGGUGAUCUACAUCGACAUUCCAAACAGAAGAAGAAAGGUGUCCAAGCACAAGCACGCCAACUUCUAUCCUAAGCACAUGGAAGAGAAGGUUGGAUCCAUGAGACCACAAGCUCCUCCUAUCAACGUGACCCAGCCAGAAGGUGUUUCUUUCAAGAUGACCGGAAACGUGAUGGAAUGGUCCAACUUCAAGUUCCACGUUGGUUUCAACUACAGAGAAGGUAUUGUCUUGUCGGACAUUUCGUACAACGACCAUGGCAACGUGAGACCGAUUUUCCACAGAAUGUCGCUCUCCGAGAUGAUUGUUCCUUACGGAUGUCCAGACUUCCCUCACCAAAGAAAGCACGCUUUGGAUAUCGGUGAAUAUGGUGCCGGUUACAUGACCAACCCAUUGGCUCUUGGCUGCGACUGUAAAGGUGUGAUCCACUACUUGGACGCUCACUUUUCCGACAGAGCAGGAGACCCAAUCACCAUCAAGAACGCUGUUUGUAUCCACGAGGAGGACGACGGACUGUUGUUCAAGCACUCCGACUUCAGAGACAACUUUGCUACCUCUUUGGUCACCAGAGCCACCAAGCUGGUCAUUUCCCAGAUCUUCACUGCUGCCAACUACGAGUACUGCUUGUACUGGGUGUUCAUGCAGGACGGAGCCAUCAGACUCGACAUCAAGCUCACUGGUAUACUGAACACCUACGUUUUGGGCGACGACGAGGAGGCCGGCCCAUGGGGUACCAGAGUGUAUCCUAACGUGAACGCCCAUAACCACCAGCACUUGUUCUCGUUGAGAAUCGACCCUCGAGUCGACGGAGACGGAAACUCUGCUGCCACCGCAGACUCCAAGCCAUCUCCAUACCCAACCGGUUCUCCAGAGAACAUGUACGGUAACGGUUUCUACUCCGAGAGAACCACCUUCAAGACCGUCAAGGACUCUCUCACGAACUACGAGUCGUCUACCGGUAGAUCCUGGGAUAUCUUCAACCCUAACAAAGUCAACCCUUACUCUGGAAAGAACCCAUCCUACAAGAUCGUUUCGACCCAAUGUCCACCACUAUUGGCUCAGGCUGGUUCCAUUGUUGCCAAGAGAGCUCCUUGGGCCAGACACUCGGUCAACGUUGUUCCAUACAAAGACGACAGACUGUAUCCAUCUGGAGACCAUGUUCCACAAUGGUCUGGUGACGGUGUCAGAGGUAUGAGAGAAUGGAUCGGCGACGGUUCCGAGAACAUUGAGAACACCGACAUUCUGUUCUUCCACACCUUUGGUAUCUCUCACUUCCCUGCUCCAGAAGACUUCCCAUUGAUGCCUGCCGAGCCGAUCACUCUGCUGAUCAGACCUCGUCACUUCUUCACCGAGAACCCUGGUCUAGACAUCCAGCCUUCGCACGCCAUGACCACCUCCGAGGCCAAAAAGGCCACCAACCUGGAGAUCAAGAGUGCCACCGAUAGCACUUCGAGACUCGCUUUUGAAGGAACUUGUUGCAGAAAAUAG
Ogataea philodendri is the source of this 2088-nucleotide messenger RNA. RefSeq lists its product as uncharacterized. Gene Ontology annotation, biological process: amine metabolic process. The coding region runs from base 1 to 2088 and encodes 695 amino acids. The record is from RefSeq and is a predicted model, not a curated record. Gene Ontology annotation, molecular function: copper ion binding; quinone binding; primary methylamine oxidase activity. Lineage: Eukaryota; Fungi; Ascomycota; Pichiomycetes; Pichiales; Pichiaceae. The transcript has a single exon.